Messenger RNA from Rhizoctonia solani, 573 nucleotides. RefSeq lists its product as uncharacterized. NCBI's taxonomy places the organism in Eukaryota, Fungi, Basidiomycota, Agaricomycetes, Cantharellales, Ceratobasidiaceae. The coding region runs from base 1 to 573 and encodes 190 amino acids. The transcript is spliced from 3 exons. The record is from RefSeq and is a predicted model, not a curated record.
AUGCUGCAAAGGAGAAAAGCCAAUAUUCAAUGCUCACACAACUUUUCAUUGAUAGGGGGGGCAGCACCACAGGUAUUGGAGGAGGAAUCACAUGCUGACAAGAGGAGCAACAACCCAGUUGCUUUGUCAAGCCAAUUUACACCACAUGACAAGAUACCUCCCAAUUAUACACAUUCACAAUUGCACUGUGCCUCCAAGAGUCCAGAUAAGUUGGCAGGAAACCUUGAUGCUCUUACGCUUGAGGUUCCACAGCUAGAUGACAAUGUUGUACUUGAGGACCCACCCAACAAUGAGGAAGACCCCACAGACAAUUGGAAUCUCCCCAGUCUUGCAGAUCCUGAGAACAACCAGAACCCCAACCUACCUCCUCCCAAAGGGCCCAAGUUUGAUGAGGAUUCAAGCAGAAAGGGUGAACCAACCAAUCAAGGGCAGAUUUCACUCAAGAAGGCUAAGGGAUGGUUGAGGAACUACAAGAAUUCAUUGAGUUGUCCUUCUAUGGACAUGGAAAGAUGCAUGUAUGUAGCCUUGGCAAUGUGGUACUCACCCAACUAUGGUUCAUGGCUGGAACGCUAA